This is a messenger RNA of Pimephales promelas (fathead minnow), 2784 nucleotides long. It is a transcript of the gene spop, whose product is annotated as speckle type BTB/POZ protein. Lineage: Eukaryota; Metazoa; Chordata; Actinopteri; Cypriniformes; Leuciscidae. Gene Ontology annotation, molecular function: protein binding. The record is from RefSeq and is a predicted model, not a curated record.
UCCGUCAUUCAUUUAACCCGGACGUGAAGCCGCUCCAUAGAAAAAAUAUCCGAUACGGCAAAACAGCUUACCUUCAUAAAAAGAUCUCUUUCUGGACACAUAAUUAUACAGUAAAUUAAAGCAUAGAGGCAUGCCGCAGAAUCCACGAGGCUGAGCUCUUCUGACGAAGAGUGUGAGAAACGGCUGCCACGUGAUGCCACAUCUCUACCUCGUCACCAAUAGGUUAAACUGAACGGUUCCCAGAAAAACACUUCAAGGUUCUGCCUGCAUUCCCUCCAUGUUCUCUGGGUUACGCUGAACACGAGUGUGUGCCCGGAUCCUGGCGGCGGCUGUGAAGUACACAUGCGUGCGUGUGCAUGCAAGUGAGUAAUCACGUGUGUGCGCUUUGUCGGGGACCUUCUGCGGUGGCUGGUGUAGUGACCCUCCCCCUGCCCCACCCCCCCGCUCAAAACUGGCGAUGUCCAGGGUGCCGAGUCCGCCCCCUCCUGCUGAAAUGACCAGCGGCCCUGUGGCCGAAAGCUGGUGUUACACACAGAUCAAAGUGGUUAAGUUCUCCUAUAUGUGGACCAUCAACAACUUCAGCUUCUGCCGGGAGGAGAUGGGCGAGGUCAUCAAAAGCUCCACGUUCUCCUCAGGAGCCAAUGACAAGCUCAAAUGGUGUUUGCGAGUAAAUCCAAAAGGUCUGGAUGAAGAAAGUAAAGAUUAUCUGUCACUAUAUCUUCUCCUGGUCAGCUGUCCUAAGAGCGAGGUUCGGGCCAAGUUCAAGUUCUCCAUCCUUAACGCCAAGGGCGAGGAAACCAAAGCUAUGGAGAGCCAGCGAGCGUAUCGCUUCGUACAAGGAAAAGACUGGGGUUUCAAGAAGUUCAUAAGGAGAGACUUCCUCCUGGAUGAGGCCAAUGGGCUGCUGCCUGAUGACAAAUUGACACUCUUCUGUGAGGUGAGUGUGGUGCAGGACUCCGUGAAUAUCUCGGGUCAGAACACCAUGAACAUGGUGAAGGUCCCUGACUGUCGCCUGGCAGAUGAACUGGGCGGACUGUGGGAACAUUCCAGAUUCACGGACUGUUCGCUGUGUGUCGCUGGGCAAGAGUUCCAGGCACACAAAGCUAUUCUGGCAGCACGUUCCCCAGUUUUCAGUGCUAUGUUUGAACACGAGAUGGAGGAGAGUAAAAAGAACCGAGUGGAGAUAAACGACGUGGAGGCUGAGGUCUUUAAAGAGAUGAUGUUCUUCAUCUACACUGGCAAAGCACCCAAUCUGGACAAGAUGGCUGAUGACCUGCUCGCUGCCGCUGACAAGUAUGCUCUAGAGCGGCUGAAGGUGAUGUGUGAGGACGCUCUGUGCACAAGUCUGUCUGUGGAAAACGCAGCAGAGAUUCUGAUCUUGGCGGACCUGCACAGUGCCGACCAGCUCAAGACACAGGCCGUCGACUUCAUCAACUACCAUGCAUCUGAUGUGAUGGAGACCUCAGGGUGGAAGUCAAUGGUGGCGUCUCAUCCUCACCUGGUUGCCGAGGCAUACCGAUCCCUGGCCUCCGCCCAGUGCCCUUUCCUGGGCCCUCCCCGCAAACGCCUCAAACAGUCUUAGUGUCGCCCCUUACCGUUACCUAACCCGCACACAUGCACACACACUCAACAGACAACUGCCUACAAGAGGGGGGUGCUAUUUUAGAUUUACAACCCCCCCCCCCAAAGCUCUGUCCCUUUAGAUGCCUAAACCAGCUCUUGACCUGCCCCCUUCCUUCACGUUAUCCAGACAGACCCCUCCAGCGCAGAGGACCCUGUUUGUUGCUGCCCCACCGUCGGGUUCCAGUGUUGAGUGUGGAGGCUGCCGCAGGUCGAUUUCUGUCCAAAAAUGUGGCCGACCUCUGCACCAGUCUGGCUAUCUGUUCCAGAGAGAAAUGAUUCUGUUGGACUGGAUUCAUGAGCGUGGGUGGAUGGAUCAAGGUUGAGCUUUUUUUGUUUGGGCAGUUAAACGUGAGAUGGAUUAAGACUGGACUUUUUACGUAACUCCUUCCGCUGGCACUACCUUGUGCUCUCCUUCACUGUGUGAACCGGUUCUCCAUUAUCGCUCCAUCCCUCCCUUCAAAAAUGAUUGGCCGGUAGACAUUCCGCUUUACAGUCAUGGAUGGAGGUUUUGUUCUUUCGAAAAGGAAUAGAGGACAAACUCUGUUAUUAUUGCGAAAUAACUUUUUAAUAGGUGGCAUGUGUCUUCGUAAUGGCGACAUCAGCGUUUAGUAGAUUCCUGUGACGACAAACAACCUUUUCCAGAACUGUCCUCUGUUUCUUGGGAAAAUUGAAACCUAGAACGUUUAUGAACUUUGACUUACAACCCACAAGCUAGCCUGACUUCCAAAUGGAGAUGUUGUAAUGGACUUAAAGUGGUUUGGUCUCCUUUUACAGGGUGAAUAAAUUGAUGAAUCCAGUGAGGAGUGUAAAAAUGGGGAAAUGCUCAUGGAACAAUUUUUUUUUUUUUUUUUUUCCUUGUGAUGUUUAUUUGAGAUUUUUCCUCCUUGUAGCACUUGUGUAUUUGAAUCCAGGCUUUCUGUAUGAAAAAAAAGCCAAAAAAACACAAACCUGUCUGUGUUUGUGUGUUUCUUCUUGUUUUGUAACAGCCACAACAUGUUUGUGGUAUGGGCAAUUCUUAGCGGUUAUCCUGCUUUCUGCUGAUUUCGUUAUCUCUUUAUAUUUGGUCUCAGUCAUGGAUUAGACAAAUCUGGAUCUCUUGCUGAAACAGAAAAUUGGCUUUUUUAAAUAAAUAAAAGCCUGUCCGACAGACAACACAAAGGG